GCGCGCACGCGGGGAGGAUGAUGCAGCCUCGGUUCAGACAACAGACGCGGAGCUGAAGAAGAAGAAGAAGAAGAAGAACCGGGGCGGACCGAGCGGGCGGACGCACCGACACCGACACCAGCAUCUACCGGGACCGGAGCUUACCGGGGGGCCGGGCUGCAGCUCCCACCGGACCGAACCUCCUCCCCGUCGGUGUGCUCGUGCGGAGGGAGGAUGAAGAAGAGCAGCCAGAGCAGGCGGGGCGUCCAGGACUCGGGUCCGCCGGCGGUCCAGCAGCCGGAGAAGGUUGGUUGGAUCCGGAAGUUCUGCGGUCGAGGGAUUUUCAGGGAGCUGUGGAGGAGCCGGUAUGUGGUGCUGAGAGGAGACCACCUGUACAUCUCAGACAAAGAGGUGAAGGACGAGCGUAAAGCUCAGGAGGUUUUCGAUCUUGCUGAUUACGAACGAUCAGAGGAGCUGAGGAAGGCGAAGAGUCGCAGCAAGAAGAACCACAGUCGCUUCACAGUGCUGCGCUGCAGACAGCCGGGAAACACCGUUCCCAACCUCGUGUUCCUGGCGGUGAGUCCUGAGGAGAAGGAGUCAUGGGUCAACGCCCUCAACGUGGCCAUCAUCAAGGCCAAGAACAGAGUAUUGGAUGAGGUGACCAUUGAGGAGGACAGCACUCUGGUUCAUCCCACCAGAGAUCGAGCUAAGAUCCCUCACGGCCGCCGGCUGCCGACCAGAGGACACCUGAUGGCCGUGGCGUCCACCUCGUCUCACGGCAUGCUGACCCUUGACCUGGUGGCUGAGGAGGACGGUUUCUUCCCCGACUACGACGUCGACUUGCAAGAGUCCUGGGAGAACAGCUUCCGGGUCGACCUGCAGACGGGCGCUGGGUGUCGGGGCGUUGGAGGCCGACAGCGAGCCGGGACCGACGUGUCGAAGCUCCGGGUGACCUCCAAGGAGCCCAAGGUGAAGACGGGCAGUCUGCCCCGAGGCAGCGAGCGGUCCUGGGGGAAGCAGUCCCAUCUGGAGGUCUCCAAGGUCCACAAGACGUCACAGGUGCAGGUCCUCCAGGCUCAGUCUCGGACGCCGCAGCCUGGAAAGAGGUUCAGCAUGCAGGGUCGAAGCCGCUGCGCCUCCAUGGAUGAAGUUCUCUCCUCCAGGCCGGCGUUGAUCCGAUCAGAGCUGCGUUCGGCUCUGAGACGUUGUCCGACCGAGGAGGAGGCGGGAGGCGAAGCUUCGUCGCAGCCGGUCGGUCAGCUGCAGAGCCUCAUCGCUCAGAGGAUGCAGAGAGCUCAGGAGCUGCUGGAGGAGAUGAGGCUGCAGGAGCUGCAGAAGGCCAAAGCAGAGCGAGAACGAGGAGGCAGCUCACCGUACCUGAAGGGCAUCGACUCCCCUCGACUCCAUCACCUCAGGGGCUCCGAGUCUCCUCACUCCAGCAGGUCUUCAGGAUCUUCGAGGAGCCGGAGCAGCGACUCUCCUCGUCUCCGAGGCAAAGACUCUCCUCGCCUCAGAGGCAGAGAGUCUCCUCGGUCCAAAGCCAAGAGGAAUCGCUCCAAAGGGACCGACUCUCCUCGCUCCAAAGGAUCUCAUUCUCCUGCCGCUAAAGGCAGCGACUCUCCUCGACCGAAGGAUUCGCCUCGACUGGCCGACUCUCCUCGAUCCAAGAGCUUCGACACUCCCAAACUAAAGACCUCGUCCAGCGUCUCCUCCAACAAGCAGGAAGACUCUCCAGUGCAGAAGUCGCCAGAAUCGCUGGUGUGCAGCUCCCCUCAGGUUAAAGGAUCUGAUUCACCACGAGGCAGCGAAUCCGACUCCCCUCGUCCAGGUAGCAGGAAGGAGUCUCCCUGUCAGAGCCAGAACUCCCCGAGUCCGUCUGGGUCCUUUGAGUCCUCGCAGCCCAAAACCCCUGACAAGCACCGGCUGUCCCCCCCGCCACCCGGCGCCCAGCUGCCGGACGAGGACUCGGAGGUGGAGAGGAGGCGAGCCGAGGCCGAGCGUCUGCUGGAGGAGGCCGUGUCGUCCUGGAAGGAGGCGCAGGAGGUGCUGCAGGAAGUGAAGGAGCUGCAGAGUCAGACGCUGCGACGACAGCGAAGGAGAACCUAUGAGAAGAUGACAUCGUCGGCUGCAGCAGCCGGAUUGCCGUCAGCGACCGCGGCGGCCGAAGAGGACGACACUCCGACCUCGCCAACAUCACCGGAGGACGACGACGAAUCAGAGACACCUUGAAGGGAUUUUGACUUACAGAUAUUUAUUCAUUUUUGAAUUUCCUCAGUGGAAGUAGCAGCGUUUUGCAGCAUGCUUACAGAGACGGGUUUAUUAAAUUUGGGACUUUUUAAUUCUCUUCCUGAACUGAUUUCCAUCUUUUAAUCCGGUGACGGUGAGCACUGCAGCCAGCGUGGAUUAUAUUGAAAGCAGUGAUACAGUUCUUCCCAGGAGGUUUAAUGACUUUAAUCCUCCACAGUGCACUACAGCCAGACGCCCUCUCACUCCUGCUGCCCUUUUUUCCAGAGUCUCCCUGAGUGGCAGCUGAGCCACAUUUAAUCAGAGCAAACACAGUUUUAAUGGAGAGGCCUCCCUUCACCUUCUCCCACGGUGCUGCACGUUUUCCUCUUUCUGCUGAAAGUGAAGCGAAACGCCUCUCUGUUGGUGUCAAAGACGAGUUUUUGGAUGAAGCUCUGAAAGAUUUUUUCAAGUGAAGAUGUCAAUGUUUAUAUAGAGUAAACUUUUUGAAUACGACACAAACAUGCGGCCAUUGAAGAGCACUAUGUUUCCUACAGAGGAGGGAGUUUGCUGUAAAUUUCUUCUCUUUGAUUCAGAUGGACUUAAAGUAUCCUGACUGAUUUAUCUACUGAUGUAUAUUUAAGUCUUCUUGUGUCCGUCCCUGCUCUAGUUGUAGCCCUGCGUGUAAAGCGUCCUUCCAGAUCACUGGUCAUAUUUUUUAAUCUCACGGGAUUUUUGCAGUGAGUUUUGUGAAGCUUCAGCCAAAAUCAGGGAGUUUAAUGUUGAGCACCAUGAAGAUGGAAGAAGCAAUAAUGAACUCAGAGAAAAUGUUUACAUGUUGUGGGUUAAACAAGACUCUCUGUGCACUAUGAACUGCUUUUUUUUCUUUGCAACAACACGACUUUGCUCGAUUAGCUGUGCGGUAAAACUUUGAUUUAAGAAUAUGGAGCAUGUUAGCACAGAACUGAAAUCGUGAAGGUUUGAUUUGCACAGUUUCUACUGAACAGAUGCUGGAUUUUAAAACAUCCACCAGCAAUGCACAGGAUUUUUAAAAAGAAUUCCAAUAUAAAAAAAAAUUAUUGUAAUAAGGAUCCCUUAAAAUGUUUUUUUAUAAAAUUAUUACCAGCAUAUGUCACUUCAAUUAAAUAUAUAAACAUACAAUUACAUGAACACAAGGAUAAACGUAUGAGACACGAAUAGCUGAAUAAAGACUUUACGGACAAAUAAGGAAAUUUAACUCAGUGAGGGCUGCACUAUUAUAUUGAUCGAUAAUUGAAAUCAUGCCUAUUUAUCACAGUUACUCAUAGAUGUUAACGACAAAACAUUUUUAUUGCACUUUCACUUUGAAAUAAACAGUGCUGCUUUCACUUCCAUGUUGAACUACAUUUCUGCUCAAUGUAUAAAAUCUGCAUCAAAAUAGGACUUCAAACUUAAAUUCAGAGCGUCCCAUAGAGGCUCAAUAUAAAUAAAAUUGUUCUCACUUGCUGAACAUCUGCUUAUCAGUAGACACUGCAAUUUACAGAUGUUCCCUGAAUGUCUCACAUGCAGGCUAAGUAAGAAGUUAGCUAGUCGGCUGUGAAUGGAGAAGCUUCUAGUCUCCGCUGCAGCAGUUCAGACAGGAAUGUGACCGAACAUCACUUUAAAAAGACUAAAAUAAGGCAUCCAUUGUCAGAUUUACCCAAAUCAGAGUGAUUUUAUCUAUGUGAGCUGUUUUCUAUGAGCAGAACAUUUUCAUUUACUUGUGAAAAGCCAGAAUUGUGAUUCAUUUUCAAUUAAUUGUGCAGCCCCAGUCUCAGAUAUACAUGAUGAAGUUUACUGAUGCACACUCCACUUGUUGCUGAGGAGUUGAUUGCAAACUGUACAUGUUCAUUUAUGUGCUGUCAAACGUGGCAAACUCAUGUUAUAAACGUAAAUGCAGUCAUUUACGUUUCACGGACAUAAAUGUUACAUUUUACACAAGUAGUUGAUGAAACGUGCUUCAUACAUGGAUAAGUUUCCGAUAAUUUUCUUGUUGAGGUUCAAAAAUUAGUUUCUCCUGAUGAACAAAUUUAAGUUUUACAUUAUAGCAAAGCGAUUUUUUUUUAGCUGGCAUGUGGCUACAUCUGUGCUAAGCUAAUAUUAGUCAUGUAGCUGCAGCUGAUUCACUAAUCCAAACCAACAGGAGUUCAUUACAGAAACACAAGAGAUACAACUGACAAAAAUAUAUAUGCAUCAUGCCACAGACAACGAGAAAGACUAGAAUGGGGGAUUGGCAUGUUGGAUGUCAGUUAGCACCAUGCAGAGGUGGGUAGAGUUGCCAAAAACUGUACUCAAGUAAGAGUAACGUUACUUCAAAAUAAUAUCAAUCAAGUAGAAGUAAAAAGUAGUUAUCCAAAAAUGUACUCAAGUAAGAGUAAAAAAGUAUUUGGUGAAAAGACUACUCAAGUACUGAGCAACUGUUUGAUUGUAAUGUCCAAUUUAUUUUUUAGAAAUGAUGUGAUCAGACAGGCAAAAAUAUAAAUUCUGAUAUUUCCAAAUGAUAAAAUAAAAACUAGCAAAAAUAGAUAACACCUUUACGAAAUGACAAGGCACAAGAAACACAAAUUUCCAAAUCUCAGUUUUUCACAACAUAAAGCUUUAGAAACAGAUACCUGUAGUAAGGUGACGUUUUUAUGUUUGAACAGUGCAAACUACUUCCAGUGACAAGAUAUACUGCAUGCUCAUAGACUGUAUGUACCUGCUCCCCCCCCGCUGAAUCACGUGGACCUACCAAGCCUGACGUCACGCUUCACUUCGCCCGUGUAAGUAAACAAGACAGAAGCCGAAGAUAUCCAUGCUAAUGCUAUGUUAAUGCCGUUGGACUUCCAAACAAGAUCAAAUUUCUCGAAAAUGCCCCAGUUUUUUUCAUUUCCCGUCUGCUAUGUGUGAAGACUUUUUGCUGCCACAGUUCGUAUGAAGUCGUAACCGCAGGCGACGUCUGGUGAAACACAGUUACGUGAUUGUUGCUUUGUCUGAUUGGUGAAACACUGUCAUGUGGUAGAUCCACUGGGGGCAUCUCUCCGGCAAAAUAAAGCACAUCUAAUGUGGUAAAUAAAGUAACGAGUCGAGUGUAGCCCAGUGUAACGGAGUAAGAGUAGCGUUUCUUCACAAAUCUACUCAAGUAAAAGUAAAAAGUAUGGCAGAGUAAAAGUACUCUCAGAAGUAAAUUUUUUUUCAAAAAGUUACCCAGGUAAAUGUAACUGAGUAAAUGUAACUCGUUACUACCCACCUCUGGCACCAUAACUAGGCACCUGAAUGUCCACAAAUCCGCCAUUUUAGAAAGAAGAGUCUGUUGAAAUUAGAUUUGUAAUGCUUAGUUUAAAAGUUUAUCGAGAGUUUCCAGAGGAGUCAGAUCACAGUGGACCUCAACUUUAUUAAAAGGAGUGGACUACAUGACGCAACACUACAAGAAUGCAUUGCAGGGAGGAUGACAGAGACAAUGAAUGGAAAGCACUGAAAUGACUGAUUCUGUGUAUGUGUACCAUAACAAAGUUUCCAACUGCAUGACACACAAUCUGGAACUUGACUGCAGAUAAAGUGUCUCCACUAGAGCUCUGACAUGUCAUAACCAGCUUGCAUGUCUCAGGAAAUAAGAUGUACAGAGAUACCAAUGAAGUUGUCGGUGUGCAUAACCAAAGAACAUCAGCUCAAACUGCGAGGAAUUGCCUGAAGGAAGCUGGUUUGUGAAGAAGCAGCAGAACAACAUCUUAAUUAGCUCCAGUUGGGCUCCAGCCAAACGGAGGACUGUUGAAUCUCAUUUUCAGCUGUACAAAGCAGAUGGCCUAGUUGGCAUCAUACAUAGGAUCACCGUGAAGAUGGAGGAGUGAUGGUUGGAUGGAGAAAGAACACGUCUAAAUUUCAUUGAUGAGAAUCUUAAAGCCCAACAACAUAGAGAUGAAAUCCUGACACCUGUAGUUAUCCCCUUUAUUUGCCACCAUCACUUGACAUCUCACCAAAACACCAUGUGUCCCUAUGUCUCCAGCAUAUACACUGCCCUUCUAAAGCCCCUGAAGAUGUCUGAAUCCUAGAACGUAGUGCAGACUCUCCAGACACGUCACCAGUCCAACAUCGUUUGGACUCUCUGGAUGUCCGACUCUGUGAUCCUGUUCCCCAAAAAUGUCCGACAACUUCGUCAAACCCUUCAAGAAAAGUGGAACAACAUUCACAAUCUACAGUAGAAGCUUCUAUUCGACUGUGCACAAAGAAGCCUCUAGUCUCCAUCAGUUACCGCAGCAGCUCAGACAAAUACGUCACCAGGAAUUACUUUGAAAAGAGUAAAAUUAGGCAUUCUAUCAUCAGAUUUACCUCAAGCAGAGUGAUUUCACGGUUACAGAAGCAGCAAUGACAAACUCAUUAACUCUCUGUCGUAGUUAUAUGGCGUGACAUGAUGCAAAUAGUGGACACACUCAUUCCUGACUCUCCAUCUGACCAGUAUCAUUUCACAUUUACUUGGUUGCUUCAUUUGGAACAACAAAUACUUAUUCCCCUUGUUAAAAAAGAAUUUCAUAUAUAAGAAUAUUACGUGCUGCGUUUAUGUUUUUGUCAGUGUAUUUAUAGCACAUGAGCAGGUGAAUCCAUUUCUUUGACCAUUGUGUUCUUAAUAGUACAAUUAGCACAAGGAUUUAUUCAGCAAUAAAAUUGAAAUUUACACUUUUUUAAAACUUUACUAUCAGUGAAAUCAAUGUUUGCUGCAGCCCUCUCAUAAAACCUGCAGUUUUAUUUAAGACUUCAUUUAAGUAUGGAAACAUAACAAGCAGCCAGUGUUUCAUGCUGCUCAAAAAUCAGCCAAUAAUCAUCAGCAAACAUUUUGUAAUAUUCUCGUUGAUUUAUGGGAUUUUUGUGUCGGUCACUGGUGUCACGAUGUUUGAAGUUUUUGGGUGUUUUUGCACAUUUGUUAUGAGAGCAUGCAGGAGAAUGCACCGACACAGAACGAGCAGAAACACGUUACGGAUUCUUUGUGUUGUGAGUGACGUUGGUGAGAAGUUGUUGAACAAAACGUGUUUUUUUGGAUUUCCGUUAAAGUUGAUGCACAUUUAAGGUGACGCUCGGUUUACAUGAGGCCGUGUCACCGUUAACACGUGAAACAAGUUAUUUUAAAUGUUCUUUCUUUGCUUACUUUACCUGACUGUAGAUCUAUAUGUUGAUGUUGUUUGAAUUACUGUAUACAGCAAUGCAUUGUGGGUAAAUGGCGCCAGGGCAAACACGGUUGAUUUUCUGUUUGGAGCAUUCAGGGCUCGUCUUCACAUGCAAACUAGAAUAAGCUAAGCUGCCGGUGAGGUGAGAGUUUCCAGCUGCAGGUUUACGGUGGAUUCGACACUUCGACGUGUCAAACACCUGAACAGGUGGACUCGUCUCGCCUCACCGGUUCAGUUCUUUCUUGUUUGAAUAAAAAAAGUCUUGAAAGUAAAAUAUAA
Messenger RNA from Amphiprion ocellaris (clown anemonefish), 7634 nucleotides. RefSeq names its product pleckstrin homology domain containing, family O member 1a (gene plekho1a). Bases 214 to 2208 code for a protein of 664 amino acids. The record is from RefSeq and is a predicted model, not a curated record. Gene Ontology annotation, cellular component: muscle cell projection membrane; ruffle membrane. The transcript is spliced from 10 exons. NCBI's taxonomy places the organism in Eukaryota, Metazoa, Chordata, Actinopteri, Pomacentridae. Gene Ontology annotation, biological process: regulation of myoblast fusion.